Messenger RNA from Durio zibethinus, 1472 nucleotides. RefSeq lists its product as uncharacterized. The record is from RefSeq and is a predicted model, not a curated record. NCBI's taxonomy places the organism in Eukaryota, Viridiplantae, Streptophyta, Magnoliopsida, Malvales, Malvaceae.
AACUAGGAAAAAAAAAAAAAGGGUUAAAAUAGGCGAAUAAGGGCAGACGCGGCAGUGGAAGAGCGCCUCUCGUGGUCCUUCCCCACCUUCUGCAGGAGUACGCAGAAAUAUCAUUUUCCAGGAGCCACCCAGCACCAAAACUAUGGGAGCAGAAACCUUGGUGAAGAACGGAGAGAUACGGGUUCAGCUUGAGGCUAAGGCUCCUGUUAUACUGGGACUCCAACCAGCCGCCCUCAUUGAUCAUGUGGCUUGUGUGGAUAAUGACUUGCUCGAUCAAAUUCCCGGUGAACGUGGUGGCUCUAUUCCGGUGGCAAUCGAGGACCUUGGCCAUAUAUUAAGUCAGUUGAAAAAGCACAUCCGUAUUUCAGCUGAUAGUCCAUCUCCUGUGAAGACUAUGGCUGGUGGAAGUGUUGCAAAUACUAUUCGAGGACUUAGCUCAGGCUUUGGGGUUAACUGUGGAAUGAUUGGGGCCUAUGGGGAUGAUGAGCAGGGUCGAUUGUUUGUAAAUAACAUGAACUUUAGUGGAGUUAAUAUUUCUAGACUGAGAAAGAAGAAGGGACCUACAGCUCAGUGUGUUUGCCUAGUUGAUGCAUUUGGCAUUAGAACAAUGCGACCUUGCCUAUCAACUGCUGUAAAAGUUCAGAGUGAUGAAUUGACCAACGAGGACUUUAGUGGUUCUAAGUGGUUGGUGAUGAGAUACGGGAUACUAAAUUUGGAAGUUAUUCAAGCAGCUAUAGGAAUUGCCAAACAAGAAGGUCUUUCCGUCUCCUUGGAUUUGGCCAGUUUUGAGAUGGUUCGAAAUUUUAGAGAACCUCUUCUACAGUUGCUGGAGUCAGGGUUUAUUGACCUCUGCUUUGCCAAUGAGGAUGAAGCGAAAGAAUUGCUAAGGGGUGACCAGAAUGCGGAUCCUGAAGCUGCGCUGGAAUAUCUGUCCAAAUAUUGCCAAUGGGCUGUGGUUACGUUAGGUCCCAAUGGAUGCAUCGCGAAACAUGGACAAGAGAUUGUCCGAGUUCCAGCUAUAGGGGAGGCAAAAGCAGUUGAUGCCACAGGAGCUGGGGACCUGUUUGCUGGUGGUUUCUUAUAUGGAUUGGUCAAGGGCUUAUCUCUUGAGGAAUGUUGCAAAAUGGGUUCAUGUAGUGGUGGAUCAGUGAUUCGUUCACUUGGGGGUGAGGUAACACCGGAGAAUUGGCAAUGGAUGUUCAAGCAGAUGCAGAUCAAGGGCCUCCCACUUCCCGAUAUUCGGAACUGAUGUCUUCAUAACAAAAUAAGCAUGUUAUUCACUUUCAUUGCUAUGAUUUAUUUUUCUGAAGAAAAGGGCAGCUUUAGUUGCGUUUUGGGGCUUGAUUGACUUGUGCGCACGACUCCUCGUUUUCAACAGAAACAUUAGGAUGUGCAAUGUUGAGUUAUCACUGAAUUAUUCUGUAGGAACUUCUUUGCAAGAAAUUCAGUCCUAUUGAGUGUUACCAGAGGCA